AUGAAGAGCGCCAUGACAAGGGUGAAAGCGAUUCACCACGCUGUGAUGGCGGCGAAGAUAUCUGCGACUGGUCAGCGUGGUCAUAUCCGUAAAUGGACAGUGAUUCCACAAACGCUCUGCAGCGGUGAUAGCCAAGGAACUGUCGGCAACGAAGCGAUGGAUUCGAGAGGGGAAAAGGAGGAGGAGGAGGAGGAGGAGGAGGAGAUAGCCGCUGGCCCCAUUGUCUUUCAUCUCUUAGUGUCUCGGUUGUUCAUCCAUGAGCUGGGAAUUGGAUCUGGGAAAAAAAUAACUAAGAGCACACCGACUGCAAUGUUGGCAUCCGAGAUUCCUCUGAUGCUCCCCAACGGCACAGCAAGACUCCAGUCGUUUACUCACUGCCUAGGAUGGUUUUGA
This is a messenger RNA of Penicillium crustosum, 393 nucleotides long. RefSeq lists its product as uncharacterized. The transcript is spliced from 5 exons. The coding region runs from base 1 to 393 and encodes 130 amino acids. Lineage: Eukaryota; Fungi; Ascomycota; Eurotiomycetes; Eurotiales; Aspergillaceae. The record is from RefSeq and is a predicted model, not a curated record.